Cladocopium goreaui is the source of this 1134-nucleotide messenger RNA. The record is from the annotation of a GenBank genome assembly. Lineage: Eukaryota; Dinophyceae; Suessiales; Symbiodiniaceae.
GCAAGGAGCGCGAGGAGGAGCUGCGGAGGCGCCAGGCGGAGGAAGAGAAGCGGCGGCGAAAGGAGGAAGAAGCGCGCCGGAAGCAAGAGGAAAGGCGGCGAAAGGAAGAAGAGAAGCGACAGCAGCGAUACUUGGAACAACAGCAGAGAGAAGCAGAACGUCGUGCUGCCAAAGGAAAAGGCAAAGAUGUUUUCAGCGUUGCUCCAAGCGGUGAAUGUGUAGUUGUAAGCGAGAUGCAAUAUGAGUUCUAUGUGGGGUCAUCAUUCAAGCCUUUGCAGGCCAAAGAUCUUGGUUGUGUUGAUCCUCUGGUAAACUUACAUAGCUAGGGAGAAUCACGAUUUUAUCCGUGGUGACUGAGCCACUUCUCAAAACACUCAAGGUUGCAACGUGGGAUGAUAGACACAUUCUAACCUUCGGUGUGGGCAAUAUCUCUUGUGAGGCAAAGGAAAGGAUGAUGGCAAGGGCAAAGGCAAAAAGGGCCGGCAGACGCAGACAGUUCAAACCCAACAGCCACAGCGCCAGCAGCGUCAAGAGCGUCAAGAGCGGCAAGAGCGGCAAGAGCGGCAAGAGCGGCAAGAGCGGCAAGAGCGGCAAGCGCAACCCAAGCGAGGAGCAAAGAGAGGAGAGGCUGCGAGUGGAACCGUGGAUCCCCAUACCUCUGUGCUGCAGCAGGCGGGUUCCCAUGCCUGGGGCAUCUGAGAUGAGCACGUUUCGCGGAUGUUUUCUGGAGGUCUCUAAGCAAAUCCAAGUAGACUUCAACGAUACGUAUUACAGAUAUUACAGUCACAAAAACAUGGUUCAACCAGCAAAAUAUUGGGAAUUCGCCAUCAAAGUAUGGAUGUUUACCAAGUGGUUUGGGUCAUCACGACGUCACUGUACAGUCUCCUUUGUUUACAAAGAAGUUCAAUAUUAUUUAUGAUAAUGGAUUAUGGAAAUCCCAGAUGCCAAUCAAUGAAUGUUUCUGGAUAUCCAACAAUUCAGCUUGUCGGCAGCUCACAUGGAUUUCCUGGCAGAUCAGUUCAGAUUCAACCAGCAGCGCAUCCCAGCACCGCAUGUCCUGAUUCAAUUAUAUCUGGAUUAUAUAUCAGUAUUCACCUCCUCAGGUAUGUGUAUAUUCACAUGAAUGGAUUAUUU